Molecule: messenger RNA, 1524 nt
Organism: Paramuricea clavata
Lineage: Eukaryota; Metazoa; Cnidaria; Anthozoa; Malacalcyonacea; Plexauridae
Source: the annotation of a GenBank genome assembly
AUGGAGAUCGUAGAGCGUUGGUUUGAGAAACAACAUAGUCAAAUUCAAAAGUGGGAAAAAAAUUAUGUACGAAAAUAUCAAAAAGAUAUUGUUAGUCGAAUUACACACGUUAUGGAUUGCGAGGCGUACACGUUGGGAAAAAAUCAAGUUUAUUUACGAGAGGUGUCCGUGUAUCGAAUAUGCGACGGCAAGACAUUUUCAUUUCAAAUUUAUAUGCCAAAUAUUUAUAUAAAUCCCAGGGUAAUUACCAAAUUCACCACGUACAUGGUUUACCCGUGGUGUAUGAAAAAAACAAUGAUGAUUUUUUACAAUAUCACGACGUGUAUAAAGUGUUAUGCGAAGAGUUUAUGACCUCUGCUGAUUUGGUGGGUUAUAAAGGGGGUACUAUCGAAAGAGAUUUAUUGAAGAAAUUGGGUACAAAAGGUAUUAAUAUCGAGUUAUUAGGGUGCGAGAAGUAUGCAAACUUGAUUACCAAAUAUGGUAUGACACCCGAACGUUGCCCGUAUCAUUUGUAUGGCGAUUAUCAUUGUUCAUUUAUCAAAAGGACAGUUGGCCAUCGCCACGUUUGAUGCUUUAUUAAAAAAUUAUCCACAUCACCCUAUUCUAUGGCGUUUUUAUUCUGUAAACAGCACGUUACGUACGAGAAAACCCCGCAUGAACAAAGAACGUAUUAUUUACGAUUAUUUUGUGGAAAAGAAUCCGUGGCUGUGUGGUGUGGGCACUGGCUUGAAUUCUAUCAUUUGUUACGAUGAUAAAAUUAAAGAUGAAGACGGAAAUUCUAUGACUGAAGCGUUGGUUUCGCCAAGCUAUAGCGAAGGAGUUAUGUAUGUUAUACCCUGUGAAUGGGUGAAAAGAGUGGUAUUCAACGAAAAGGGGUUCAUGAUUCUGAAAUCCUUCGAGUUUUGCUGCCGUCAGGUUUUGAAACGUACCGAUUGUAAAUUGAUACGUUGUCAAGAGAUGAUUUUGGGCGAACCCUAUCUUAAGGAUGCAUCGUAUUUUCACGUAGGCUGUGGACCCUGCAAUGAAGAAAAAGCGUACUUGUUGUAUGAAAUACCGAUUUUUUUGGGUUUAAAACCUUUGUUUGAAUUAUUUAGGACAGCAUCGUUUCAAGUAGAUAUAUUAUAUAUUAUAUAUAUAUUAGGAGAUCUUGGUGAUAUGAUGCUGCAUAUGAUGAAAAAUGACGGUUCGUUUCAUGAAUAUGAUAGUGAAUAUUUACAAAAAAUGUUAAAACAUAUUUUAGUAUGUAGUAGAUGUUGUAAAUAUUUAAAAGAUUUUAUAAUGGCAAUUGAUAAAUUUCUUGAGGUAGGCGAUCCCGUACCAGAUUAUAGUGAUCAAUGUAAUGUAGAAGUAUUUUUAGAUGACAUAAUACCUUGUGAUAUUUUUUUGAUAGACGGUGAAUUUAAUGUGAUUAGAGAACAAUAUUAUUCCGCAUUGUUAAAUGAUACUAAUGAGUUGGGUAUUGAAGCCUCGCACAGUCUCGUGUUAAAGUUUAUACAAGAACAUGGCAGUGUUUCGCAAAUAUGA